Messenger RNA from Blastomyces gilchristii SLH14081, 3129 nucleotides. Its product is annotated as septin-1. Lineage: Eukaryota; Fungi; Ascomycota; Eurotiomycetes; Onygenales; Ajellomycetaceae. The transcript has 6 exons. Gene Ontology annotation, biological process: cytoskeleton-dependent cytokinesis. Bases 468 to 1622 code for a protein of 384 amino acids. The record is from RefSeq and is a predicted model, not a curated record. Gene Ontology annotation, molecular function: molecular adaptor activity; GTPase activity; GTP binding. Gene Ontology annotation, cellular component: microtubule cytoskeleton; cytosol; septin ring.
GCCGUGGUAAAAACAAUACACAAAUACCAGCCAGCGCGACACCAAAGCACAGAGCCCCUUAACUAGGUCAUUUACCACUAGUGUACUGGGAAUACACAUUUACAGUCGUCAAUGGGUGGUACUUGGCGGUAAGCAGCGUACUGGGGCGGUAAGCAUGCCCCAGCUCUGCCCCAAGCCCAAAAACACUCGCUUCUGAAAACAGGCACGCCCCCUACUGCUUCAAGUAACCAUCUCGACUUCAACCCUUUUGUUCAGUGACAUCUGUGUCCCAAUCCUCCCGUUUCGUCGUUCUCCCAUUCUCUCGCUCUCCUGUCUCUGCCCCUGUCUCUGCUGCGUGUCCAUUCUCUCCCUUUUACUUCUUUUCUCCUGAUCUUCUCGCCUUGCUGGAGAUCCGGUCCCCUCACUGUCUCCCAACCAAACCCCCCGUUACACCGUCCCCUUCGAAAUCACCAGCAACCUAAUCCACCAUGUCUUCUGCUGUCAACGCUAUUAAGAUCCGUCGGAAGAAGAAUGUUAAAAAGGGAAUUCAAUUCUGUCUGAUGGUCUGCGGUGCCAGUGGAACAGGCCGAACCACUUUUGUAAACACACUUUGCGGAAAGAAAGUUCUCCAAGGGAAAGAUGCCGACGACGCCCAAAAUGCCCACCUCGAGGAAGGCGUCCGUAUCAAACCCAUCACCGUUGAACUCGAACUGGACGAGGAGGGCACCCGCAUUUCGCUAACCAUCGUUGAUACCCCCGGUUUUGGUGACCAAAUUGACAACGAACAAAGCUUCUCAGAAAUCGUCGGAUAUCUCGAGCGUCAAUAUGAUGACAUCUUGGCUGAAGAAUCCAGGAUCAAGCGUAACCCCCGAUUCCGUGACAACCGUGUGCAUGCUUUGUUGUACUUUAUCACGCCAACUGGUCACGGUCUGCGAGAACUCGACAUUGAAUUGAUGAAGCGCCUUUCGCCCCGCGUCAACGUCAUCCCCGUCAUUGGCAAGGCUGACUCGCUAACACCCGCUGAAUUAGCAGAAUCGAAAAAGCUUGUUAUGGAGGAUAUUGAACACUACCGCAUCCCUGUGUACAAUUUCCCCUAUGACAUUGAAGAGGAUGAUGAAGAUACCGUCGAGGAGAACGCUGAGCUUCGAGGGCUCAUGCCCUUUGCGAUUGUUGGCUCAGAGGAUGUUCUAGAGAUUGGUGGCCGCAAAGUUCGUGCAAGACAAUAUCCAUGGGGUGUGGUCGAGGUUGAUAAUCCUCGUCACUCAGAUUUCUUGGCCAUUCGCAGUGCUCUGUUGCACAGCCAUCUUGCAGACUUGAAAGAAAUCACACACGACUUCCUGUACGAGAACUAUCGUACCGAGAAACUCAGCAAGAGCGUGGAGGGUGGCGCUGGAACUAACCAAGAUUCAUCCAUGAACCCUGAAGACCUUGCGUCUCAGUCCGUCCGCCUAAAGGAGGAGCAGCUUCGCCGAGAGGAGGAGAAACUCCGAGAGAUCGAGAUCAAGGUGCAACGCGAGAUUGAGCUUAAGCGACAGGAACUCCUUGCUCGUGAGAGUCAAUUGAAGGAGAUUGAAGCACGGAUGCAACGCGAGCACCACAACCACAUGCACCAGGAUGAAUUGAACGGCGAGGUCAACGCAUAAUAGGGUGGGAUGGGGAUACAAGUCAACGGCAACCGAAGACCCAACCAAAGCGAUGUGUGCUGAGUGGCUAGCGAUUUGAUACCGCUGAUAAUGAGACCUUUCCUAACAUAGCGAUGGCAACUGCAGAUGAGCGCGACCAAAACAUCUCUGAUAGUAGAAAGGAGGAGAGACCAAGAGAAGAAAUAGUCUCCUUAUGAAACCCUCUUGUUGGGUUUUAGUGCUUUGGCUUGGUUGGGGCUCAUUAUUUUUUAUUUUCUCCACUACACUUCUACCUCUAAUUUCACAACACAUUCGUUUCCGCUGACCCUGGCCCUAUCAAUUUUUGCCCAUCGAACCCGGCAAACAAGCUGAAAAAUAUAAAAAAUAGUUUGGGGAAAAGCUGAUAUACUUUCGCCUACCAGAUAUCACACCUUUUGUUCCUCUCUUAAUCCGCUCCCCUGGGUAUUCUUGCCGGCGCUUGUUCUUUCUUUCACAUUUCUUUUUCUUUCUUUCUCUCUGUCUUUUUUUUUUUUUAAUCCGUACCUUAUCUUCUUAUGCUGUCUUUUUUACAGAGAUUUUCUUUUCUUCUUUUCUAUUGUCCCCUUACCCUUACCCAGCUCUACUAUUUGCUCCUUUUUUAUCUCGCUCUGAAUACAGAUACUGAAUGACUAUUCCCAUAUUAGCCUUUCUUUUUACUCGCGUUUAUUUUUUCUCUCUAUUUUUUCUUUGUUUUUACCAUGUUCUUUUCCUUAUAUUUUUCCGUUUUAUUGAUUUAUUUUUUACCUUUUCUUAUUUGCUGUACCUCAUUUGGUUUAUUUUCCUUCCCAACUUGAAAGAGAGGGAAGGGGUGAAAGGGGGUGUAACGUGAAGAGGUGAGGGCGAAAUAGCAGAGUUAGCACGCUUUUAAUAUUCGAAUUGUAUUGUCAGUUUGUUUUUUUCCUUUUGCUUUACCUUGCUACAUUUCCUAUGUUUGUCUAACUCUUUACAUUACCCUAAGCGCUUCUCAUUGGUUGUUCUUUUGCUUGAUGUCCAAUCCCCCAUACCAAACCCCUAUUUCUCGACCUGGUCAGGCAGGCAUCUUUUGACCUCUCGCUCUUUUGCUUCAUUUCCUUUCUCUCAUUUCCCCCCUUACUUUUAUCCCUUCCAGCUCAUUUACCAGGUAUUCACCUCUCCUCAUGCCAUGCCAAGCCCUUUCGAGAAACUCGACAAUUUCCCCCUGCUACCCCUUUUUUGUUUUAUAUACAAUAAUACCCCCCAAUAUUCAAAAAGCUACUCCCGCAAUAUAUCUAUCAACUAACCUGUAGCGCCACUAUCAAUCCUCUUUAGCUGUUGUCACUAGUCCUGACCGACUUUUAUUCUCAUCUAGCCAGCCAAAUCGCAAUCAAGACAGUCUACUAUUAUACUCCUCACCCUAUCGCUACUAGGUUCUCUUACUAUUUCUUUUCAGAUAUACUUCCCCGCUGGCGUUUCCUCGGUGUCUCAGGGAUGAGUAGUAGCAAGAAUUGAAUAAACUUUGUUUUGUGGUCCA